AUCUACUACCAUCUCUUCUCUUCACAUAGGAGAAAAGAAGAGCUGAAACUCUCUCUCUCUCUCUCUACACAGAUUGUGAAAAAACCCACAAAUCUAAGAGAAACUAUGAAUAAACAAGAUGUUACGAAGCUUCAGACAUGUGUUCUGAAAGUGAACGUACACUGUGAAGGCUGUAAGCAUAAAGUGAGGAAACAGUUGCAGAAAAUCGAAGGUGUGUACUCUGUAAAAGCAGAUGUGGAACAGGGGAAGGUCACUGUCACAGGAAACGUUGACCCAGCUAUCCUCGUUAAGAAACUGAGCAAAUCAGGGAAACACGCCGAGAUCAUAGGCGGAGGCGGUGGUGGUGGAGGAGGAGGAAAAGGGUUUCCUAAUCUGAAUGGGCAGUUUGGUAAUCUCGGUAUGAAUGGAAAAGGUGGAAAAGAGAGCAACCAAGCUAAGGGGAAACCUAACGGUGGUGGUGGUGGUGGUGGUGGUCAGAAUCAUGGACAUGGAGGUCAACCGAUGCAGUUGACACCACAGCAGAUUCAACAGAUUAUGAUGAUGAAGGCUGCUCAAGCUGGUGGUGGUGGUGGUGGUCAUGGCGGGAAAGAUAUGAAGAUGAUGAUGCCUCCUGUGGCGUCUAAGGAUCAGCAGAAGAAGUCUGUUAAGUUUGCGGAAGAGGAGGACGGUGAGUUCAGUGAUGAUGAUUAUGAUGAUGAGUUCAGUGAGGAUGAUUAUGACGACGAUGAGUUCGAUGAUGAGGAGGACGAUGAUGAUGUGGGAGGACAUGGAGGAGGUGGUGAUCAUCACAUGCCUCCUAACAAGAUGAUGAUGAUGCCUAACAAGAUGAUGCCUCAAAUGGGUGGUGGUGGAGGACCUAAGGGACCUAAUGAGAUGAUGAUGAUGAUGAAUGCUUUCAAAGCCGGGGGUGGCGGUGGCGGUGGAGGAGAGGGGAAGAAAGGUGGCGGUGGGGGGUUUGAGAUACCGGUACAAAUGAAGGGAAUGGGUGAGGGUAAAAUGGGAAAAGAUGGGAAGAAAGGAGGUAAAGGAGGAGGUGAGAAAGGUGAUAAAGAAGGGAAAAAGAGUAAAGGAGGUGGGGACAAAAAUGGAAAAACAGAUGCCAAAAGUGGUGGUGGUGGUGGCCUUCUAGGGUUUUUCAAAAAUGGUAAAAGUGGCAAAGGAGAUGAGAAGAAGAAGGGAGGUGGUAAGAAAGAAGGCGGUGGUGGGGGUGAUAAGGUCAAAUCCUCCGGUGGUGGGGGAGUUCAUCAUUAUGAUAAUGGGCCUAAAAAGGGUGGUGGUGGUGGUGGGUCAAAAGGAGGAGGAGGCCAUGGGUCCCAUGAUAUUGAUGAGCUCAUUAAGCACCACAAAGCAGGCGGAGGAGGAGGAGGUAACAAGGGCAAUCAUAGUGCUAAGGGAAUGGGUGGCCCAAUGGGUCAAGGAGGUCCGAUGGGCAUGAUGGGUCAGGGUGGUAUGAUGGGUCAAGGAGGUCCGAUGGGUAUGAUGGGACAUCAAGGUGGUCAGAUGGGUAUGAUGGGACAUCAAGGCGGCUCUUACCCGCCGGUUCAAGGCUUACCAAUGAGUGGAGGUGGAGGUUAUUACCCACCACAACCUCAGGCAAGUCAUCAAAUGAACCAACAACAGUACAUGCAAAUGAUGAUGCAUCAACAGCAGCAACAACAACAAGCUGCAGCUCAUGGAGGAUACGGUGGUGGUCACGGUGGAGAUAUGUACCAUCCAAUGAUGUACUCUCGUCCUUAUCCGGCAGUGAACUAUGCUCAUCCACCGCCAAUGCCGCCUCCACAUUCGGAUUCUUAUACUCAUAUGUUCAGCGAUGAGAAUCCAGGUAGUUGUAGUAUAAUGUGAUCGUAUCUAAUUUUAUAAUUAGAGAAAAAAACGGAUAUGAAUAUGUUUGUCUUAGAAGUAUUUAUGUUUUUUUUUUUGGGAAUGUCCUUUUCUUUUAAAAACUCUCUUGAGGAUUGGAAACAAAAUGUGCUUUAAUUUUGUUAGUGGAAUGAUGUUUAUAAUA
Raphanus sativus (radish) is the source of this 2005-nucleotide messenger RNA. RefSeq names its product heavy metal-associated isoprenylated plant protein 34. Lineage: Eukaryota; Viridiplantae; Streptophyta; Magnoliopsida; Brassicales; Brassicaceae. Bases 106 to 1842 code for a protein of 578 amino acids. The transcript is spliced from 3 exons. Gene Ontology annotation, molecular function: metal ion binding. The record is from RefSeq and is a predicted model, not a curated record.